AUGAACUCACUACCUUUGCUCCUCGCUGCUGCUUUUGUAGGCUUCCUAUAUGUGUUUCUUACCAAAGGCCGGAGAGAGAAAGGUCUCCCUUCUGGACCUCCCACCCUACCAAUCUUGGGAAACCUUCACCAAAUCCCGGUAAAAGGAUCUUACCUAAAAUUCACAGAAUGGGCCUCCCAGUACGGCGGCCUGUACUCGCUCAAACUCGGCACCGGAACAGCGAUCGUCAUCACCGACCCCCGUCUCGUCAAGGAGGUCAUUGACCGCAAGAGCUCCAAAUACAGCAACCGGCCUGAUUCGUUUGUUGCGCAUACCAUCACAGGUGGCUCGCAUCUGCUUGUGAUGCAGUACGGCCCGCUCUGGCGUACGAUGCGGAAGCUGGUUCACCAGCACUUUAUGGAGACAGCGGUGGAGAAGAGUCAUAUACACGUUCAGAAUGCGGAAGCGGUCCAGAUGCUGAGGGACUUUUGUGUGAGGCCGGAUCAGCAUAUGUUGCAUCCGAAGAGGUACAGUAACAGUAUUAUCAUGAGUCUGGUGUACGGGGUUCGAACGCCUUCGGUUCACACGGCCCAUAUGACGCAGUUGUAUGAGAUGAUGGGAUGCAGACUGACCAUGCGCCCAUCUUCCUUCCAGGAGCGAUGGUCCAAGGUAAUGGAACCAGGCAACACGCCCCCUGUCGACAUUUACUCCUUUCUCCACUACAUCCCCCAGAAAGUCUUUGGCAACUGGCUCUCGCGCGCAAAGGGGGUCCGGGAUGAAAUGUGCCAGCUUUACGGGCAGUACCUGGACCUUGUGGACUCGCGGCGCAAAAAGGUUGGCAGCACGGGCUCGUUCAUGGAUACGGUGCUUGACCAGAAUGAGAAGCUCGGCCUCACGCGCCAUCAGCUCUAUUUCCUCGGCGGUGUCCUCAUGGAGGGUGGCUCUGACACGUCGAGUUCGAUCAUUCUGGCGUUCAUUCACGCCAUGACAAAGUGGCCUCAGGUUCUGAAGAAGGCGCAGGCUGAGAUAGAUAGUGUCGUAGGCGAAGACAGAACGCCAGUCUGGUCAGACUAUGGCUCGCUGCCCUAUGUUGCGGCUACAGUCAAGGAGGCCAUGAGAUGGAGACCUGCUGUCCCGUUGGCGUUCCCGCAUGCAGCUGCUGAAGAUGACUGGGUUGACGGCCAUUUCAUACCCAAAGGCAGCACGGUCAUCAUCAGUGGCUGGGGCAUGCACCACAACGAAGCCCGGUUCGGCAAUCCUUCAGUCUUCGAUCCAGACCACUACAAGGGUCAGACGGCCCUUGCGCCUGAAUUAGCUAAUGCUUCUGAUUACACUGCGCGCGACCACUAUGGUUACGGCACCGGACGCCGCAUCUGCCCGGGCAUCCAUGUUGCCGAGCGGAACCUGUUUCUGGCCAUUUCGAAACUCAUUUGGGCCUUCUCUAUCGAGCCCGGAGUGGAUGAGAGUGGGAAACUGAUCGAGCCGGACUUGCAUCCAACGACCGGAUAUAGUGAAGGGUUUUUGGUCUGCGCAAAUGAUUUUCCAUGUCGGAUUAUGCCCCGAUCGGAGAGACGGCGCGAGACCAUCAUGAAAGAGUAUCAGAGGGCGCAAGAGGAGGUCUUUUCUCGAUUCGAGAAUAUCUCGUCUUGA
This is a messenger RNA of Aspergillus nidulans FGSC A4, 1629 nucleotides long. RefSeq names its product cytochrome P450. Lineage: Eukaryota; Fungi; Ascomycota; Eurotiomycetes; Eurotiales; Aspergillaceae. Gene Ontology annotation, biological process: secondary metabolite biosynthetic process. The transcript has 6 exons. The record is from RefSeq and is a predicted model, not a curated record. Gene Ontology annotation, molecular function: heme binding; oxidoreductase activity, acting on paired donors, with incorporation or reduction of molecular oxygen; iron ion binding. The coding region runs from base 1 to 1629 and encodes 542 amino acids.